AAGUAAGAGAAGCGGCUUGGCUUAUCCACACACUCCACACACAAAAGGGAGCGAGCUGCCGGAGCGAGGGAAAGAGAGAGAGAGAGGGAGAGGGAGCUGACAGCCCUGCGCGUGAGAAUCGAGAGAGAGAGAGGGAGAGGGAGCUGACAGCCCUGCGCGUGAGAAUCGGAUGAUGAUGGCUGUCGGCAGUGGGUACGGCCCCCCUUGCUGACUGCUGAGUUCCUUCGCCGCCCCCCCUCUCUCUCCACCGCAGCCUGCCUUCCUUCCUUCCUUCUCCGAUGGCUUUUCUUGCUCUCCUCCCUUCCGGCCCUCUCCCGCCGGCGCUCCCCGUCCGAAAGAGCUCCCACGCGCCGCCCGGAAUGAGCUUCCUUCGCCCCUCUCCGCCGUCCGACUUAACUCCUUCCACCUUCUUCAAUCCUAGGAAGCUGAAAUUUCUAGCACGUGCUGCGCAAGAUCUCAAUGCUCAACCACAUCUUAGUCUUGAAAUUGUAAAGGUAUGCAUGCAGGUUAGUAGUACAGAAGUAGAGAUGAGAGGUUCGAUCUCAAAGUACCAUGACGAAGCUCUCAAGGACCUAUCUUUUAACGACGAGACGGAGAGUCACAGCAGUUUGUCACUGCGAUUUUCUGCUUUUCCAUGUGGCGUGAUGUCAUGGCUGGGUUUCACACAACUAGCGCAAUCAAGCGAAGGAGUGAAGAUAGACAUGGUUUAUGAGAUUGGGGAGUUGUUUGAGCUGGGAAUACAGCUGUCUUAUUUGCUCAUAUUAUUAGGUCUUCUUGGAGCUGGAACCUUCUUUGUCAUUCGUCAGGUUCUUGUUCGUCGAGAGCUUGAUCUUUCUGCUAAAGAAUUGCAGGAACAAGUACGGAGUGGCGAUGCGACUGCCACGGAGUGUUUUGAGCUUGGUGCUGUCAUGCUCAGGAGAAAAUUUUAUCCUGCUGCUACAAAAUAUUUAUUGCAAGCAAUCGAGAAAUGGGAUAGGGAUGACCAAGACCUAGCACAGGUGUACAAUGCGCUGGGAGUCAGCUAUGUCCGCGAUAAUAAGCUUGACAAAGGAAUAAUGAUGUUUGAGAAAGCAGUGAAGCUCCAACCCGGGUACGUUACGGCUUGGAACAAUCUCGGCGAUGCGUAUGAGAGGAAGAAAGACUUGAGAGCCGCGCUGAGGGCAUUCGAAGAGGUGCUCCUUUUCGACCCGAACAAUAAGGUGGCGAGGCCGCGGCGAGACGCCUUGAGAGAGCGCGUCCAGAUGUACAAGGGAGUUUCGAUCAAAUCUGAGGAUCGGUAGUAAACUACAGAUGUGCUAUGCCUUAUUUUUAAGCUUCCCCAGAGAAAAAAUAUUACCACUUUCAAAGGAGAACUGCUAUAGGCUGGGUUAGGCAUGAGGAAAAGGUAUACAUUUGAUUCAUUUUAGCAAGGAUUAAUUUCUAUUUUUUCAUUAUCCUAAUGAUGUCUUUUCCAUUUAAGAAAGUUUGAAGUUGAAAAGUUAAAUAUUAAAGAAAAGAGUUGUUUUUGUUCUUGAUA
This is a messenger RNA of Ananas comosus (pineapple), 1516 nucleotides long. RefSeq lists its product as uncharacterized. Lineage: Eukaryota; Viridiplantae; Streptophyta; Magnoliopsida; Poales; Bromeliaceae. The transcript has 7 exons. The coding region runs from base 279 to 1280 and encodes 333 amino acids. The record is from RefSeq and is a predicted model, not a curated record. Gene Ontology annotation, molecular function: protein binding.